CAGGCGCGACAGGUGGCGACGAGGGAGGCCGCGGCUGCUGGGGCUCCGCCUCUGUCUCCUCCUCGGCCGAAGCCCACGUCGCGCCAAGAGCCGCCGGAGAAGGAGGAGCCGCGGCGGCGGCGGCGAGCGGGAGAGGCCGGGGGCUGCGCGCCAUGAACGCCAAGCGCACCGAGAGCGACUGGCAGGGGCUGGUGAGCGAGUACCUAAUAUGUAAAAGGAAGCUAGAAAGUAAGAAGGAAGCCCUGCUAAUCCUUUCCAAGGAACUGGACACGUGUCAACAGGAAAGGGACCAAUACAAGCUGAUGGCAAAUCAACUCCGGGAAAAGCACCAGUCCCUGAAAAAGAAGUACCGGGAACUGAUUGAUGGGGACCCAGCUCUUCCUCCGGAAAAAAGGAAACAGGCCAAUCUUGCCCAACUUCUAAGUGAUUCGCGGGAUCGGAAUAAGCAUCUGGGAGAAGAAAUCAAAGAACUUCAGCAGAGGCUGGGAGAAGUGCAAGGAGACAAUAAGCUCCUCAGAAUGACGAUAGCCAAGCAGCGGCUGGGGGAUGAGGAAGUCGGAGCGCGUCAUUUUGCACCCCAUGAGCGGGAAGACCUCGUCCAGCAGUUGGAGAAAGCGCGAGAACAAAUUGAGACUUUGCAGCAUGAUCUUCAAGGAGCCUUGGAUGAGCUUCAGGACAUAAAAGAGGAGCGUUCUUUCUACCAAGACAAAUCCGACAGAUUAAACCAAGAGCUGAAUCAUGUCCUUGGAGGGCACAUCAACCGCAUCAUUGACGUCGAUGCCCUCUGCAUGGAGAACAGAUACCUUCAUGAGCGAUUAAAGCAAAUUCAAGAGGAGGUCAACCUUCUAAAAUCAAACAUUGUGAAGUAUAAGAAUGCAUUAGAGAGAAGAAAAAAUUCCAAGACUAGUAGUAAGUCGAAUAGCAGUGCACUAACCGGAGUCCUCUCUGCGAAGCAAGUUCAAGAGUUGUUAUCAGAAGAUCAUGGAUGUAGCCUGCCAGCCACACCACAGUCCAUUUCGGAUCUUAAAUCUUUGGCUACUGCUUUAUUGGAGACAAUUCAUGAGAAAAACAUGGUCAUUCAGCAUCAGAGGCAAACCAACAAAAUUCUAGGCAACCGUGUAGCAGAACUGGAAAAAAAGUUGAGAACCUUAGAGGUCUCUGGUCUGUGGAGUCUUCCAGGCCUGAGCUACAAAGUCUCAGUGGGAUUUGGGAGUGGCAAGGAUACGAUCACAUUCAGCGACACUGCUCUUCCAGUCAUCCAUAGGUCUCAGUCGCCCUUGUUAACUUUCACCGAGAAGCCCCAAGAGAAGAAAGAAGACAGAUCAGCCGGGGGACUGGAAGAAAUGUGCGCUGUCAAAACAGAUUUGUCGUUGCCAAAGAAAACAGCCGCUGCUUCCGAUGAACCGCACACCCGCCAAAACAACUGCAUCAAGCCCAGCCUUUUUCCACAGUCGUUACCUGGGUUUCCUCCUGACAAAGACAAUGCAAAUGGGGUCGGGAAUGAGAUCAUUACGCUGACAGAAGUACAGGCAGCUGCGGAGCUGGAAGAGAGCAGAGCGCAGUGCCGGACUGAGAGACAGACGGCAGGUCAGCCAGAGCGCAGCAGCUUCUCUGAAGGAGAGUCCCCCUCUGCCAGCCCUCAGCCUUCCGACUCCACAGAGUCAGGCAACGCAGAUGAAAACCAGUCUCUGGAAGAAGAGGACAACGAGAGCUCGGACAGCGACGCCGAGCACCUAAGCGGCAAAAAGGGUGAAACCGGGGGCAGGCCAGAUGCCGGAGACAGCCGGAAGUUUGAGGACCUCAUUCUUCCAAAUCCAGACUUGAGUUACGCCCCGGAUGAUUCCCCUGAAGCUGAGAGAGAGAGUCCACUCGGGCGGGACUCGUUAUGAAUAUUUCAACCAUCAUGCCGUUUGCGGAAGGGUUGCAUUCCGCGAGUCCUCCAGAUUUCCCAAUUGCCUCCUUUUGGCUGCUGUUAAUAUAGAGGCCGAGUAGGCGUUGAUAUCAGAGCGGGCCUCCCAGGGUUUGUCUGUCGUAAAAGGUUUCCUGACUGACGUUCACGAUGGUAUGUUUAAUAUUAAAAAAAAAAAUAGAUUAACAUAAAAAAUAGAGCAGGAUUAAAAGGAUGGCUUUCGAAACUCCAGCCUCUGCUAUGCACCGUGAUUAACAUUGCAUAAUGAAGAAUAGAUUCGUCA
This is a messenger RNA of Heteronotia binoei (common prickly gecko), 2192 nucleotides long. RefSeq names its product coiled-coil domain containing 149 (gene CCDC149). The transcript has 13 exons. The record is from RefSeq and is a predicted model, not a curated record. The coding region runs from base 153 to 1889 and encodes 578 amino acids. NCBI's taxonomy places the organism in Eukaryota, Metazoa, Chordata, Lepidosauria, Squamata, Gekkonidae.